Molecule: messenger RNA, 2862 nt
Organism: Urocitellus parryii (Arctic ground squirrel)
Lineage: Eukaryota; Metazoa; Chordata; Mammalia; Rodentia; Sciuridae
Gene: Rbm47
Product: RNA binding motif protein 47
Molecular function (GO): RNA binding
Source: RefSeq, a predicted model, not a curated record
AGCUGUGGAUGCCUUUGACAUUAUGACCGCAGAGGAUUCCACCGCAGCCAUGAGCAGCGACCCAGCUGCAGCAUCCUCGGCGAAGGUACCCGAGGGCGUGGCGGGCGCGCCCAACGAAGCCUCGCUGCUGGCGCUUAUGGAACGCACCGGCUACAGCAUGGUGCAGGAGAACGGGCAGCGCAAGUAUGGCGGCCCGCCCCCGGGCUGGGAGGGCCCGCACCCGCAGCGCGGCUGCGAAGUCUUCGUGGGCAAGAUCCCUCGCGACGUGUAUGAAGACGAGCUGGUGCCCGUGUUCGAGACAGUGGGCCGCAUCUACGAGCUGCGCCUCAUGAUGGACUUCGACGGCAAGAACCGCGGCUACGCCUUCGUCAUGUACUGCCACAAGCACGAGGCCAAGCGCGCGGUGCGCGAGCUCAACAACUACGAGAUCCGCCCGGGCCGCCUGCUGGGCGUGUGCUGCAGCGUGGACAACUGCCGCCUCUUCAUCGGUGGCAUCCCCAAGAUGAAGAAGCGCGAGGAGAUCCUGGAGGAGAUCGCCAAGGUCACCGAGGGCGUGCUCGAUGUGAUCGUCUACGCCAGCGCGGCGGACAAGAUGAAGAACCGCGGCUUCGCCUUCGUGGAGUACGAGAGCCACCGCGCUGCGGCCAUGGCGCGCCGCAAGCUCAUGCCGGGCCGCAUCCAGCUGUGGGGCCACCAGAUCGCCGUGGACUGGGCGGAGCCUGAGAUUGACGUGGACGAGGACGUGAUGGAAACCGUGAAGAUCCUCUAUGUGCGCAACCUCAUGAUCGAGACCACCGAGGACACCAUCAAGAAGAGCUUUGGCCAGUUCAACCCCGGCUGCGUGGAGCGCGUCAAGAAGAUCCGCGACUACGCCUUCGUGCACUUCACCAGCCGCGAGGACGCAGUGCACGCCAUGAACAACCUCAACGGCACCGAGCUGGAGGGCUCGUGCCUGGAGGUCACGCUGGCCAAGCCGGUGGACAAGGAGCAGUACUCCCGCUACCAGAAGGCAGCCAAGGGCGGAGGCGCGGCGGAGGCGGCAGCUCAACAGCCCAGCUACGUGUAUCCCUGCGACCCCUACACACUGGCCUACUACGGCUACCCCUACAAUGCUCUCAUCGGGCCCAACCGGGACUACUUCGUGAAAGCAGGCAGCAUAAGAGGCCGAGGGCGAGGUGCAGCUGGCAACAGAGCCCCCGGACCCAGGGGUUCCUACCUCGGGGGAUAUUCUGCUGGCCGCGGUAUAUAUAGCCGAUAUCAUGAAGGGAAAGGAAAGCAGCAAGAAAAAGCAUAUGAACUUGUGCCGAAUUUGGAAAUCUCUGCUGUCAAUCCAGUUGCCAUUAAACCUGGUACAGUGGCCAUCCCUGCCAUCGGGGCCCAAUAUUCCAUGUUUCAGGCAGCCCCAGCCCCUAAAAUGAUUGAAGAUGGCAAGAUCCACACAAUGGAGCACAUGAUCAGCCCCAUCGCUGUGCAGCCAGACCCAGCCAGUGCCGCUGCCGCUGCUGCUGCUGCUGCUGCAGCUGCCGCUGUCAUUCCUGCAGUAUCAACGCCGCCACCUUUCCAGGGCCGCCCCAUCACCCCCGUGUACACGGUGGCUCCCAACGUUCCGAGAAUCCCCACCGCCGCGGGCAUCUACGGGGCCAGUUACGUUCCCUUUGCUGCCCCGGCCACGGCCACCAUCGCCACACUACAGAAGAACGCCGCCGCGGCCGUGUACGGAGGGUACGCCGCGGGCUACAUACCUCAGGCCUUCCCGGCUGCUGCUAUUCAGGUCCCCAUUCACGACGUCUACCAGACCUACUGAGGCCGGUGACAGGCGCAAGGGCCAGCCACAGAGACCGCUGCAGGAACACUGUACAAUUGAUGCAGAAAGGACCCUGUGGGAUGCGCGCACAUGUGAACCGUGACCGUGAAGAAUGUUAUCGAAUAUCAAAUAUCACCUGAGAUAUUUUAUACACAUGAAGUUUUCACUAGUUUUUUUUUUUUUUUUUUUUUAAGACUGUCCUCAACGGAGCAGGCCUGUGUUCAUACAUUUCUCAGAGACUCGCAGGGGUCCGUGCCUUAACACAUACCAUCUUUUAAAAAAAAAACUUGUCCGCCGAAUGACAUUUGUAUAGAGGUUUUGUGUCGUUCUGUUUUUUAAGGAUCUAUUUUCAGUAUGAAGGUUAUUUUCUUAACUUCUGCACUCCGGAGAGUUCUAUUUUGUGGUACCUUCCCUAGUAGACCAGCUGGCUGUUUAAAAAAAGCACCCUCGAGCAGCUGGAGAACUGUUUUGAAAAAAAAUGUAUUCACUAUUUAAAGAUGCAAACAAUCGUGCUUUGAAAAUACUACACCAAGCAUUAUUUUAAAGGUGAUACUGGAAAGUGCAAUUUUAAUAUGAGUCAAACCUCUGCUGUAUUUCCACUGGCAUUAAGGGUUGACGGUGUUCCCCUGUGUUACCAUGAUGCUUCUGUUUUUGAAAAGAAAUCGGAACACUCAAUCUCUCCUCAGGCCAACUUGGAAAUGACUCGUCACACUCUGAGUCCAAACACUGGAAAGCUGUACCUGUCACCAUUACCUUGGGUUGGUUCUCCCAUGUGCCUUGAUUGUUAACCAUGCCCCUCCCAUCCCGCCUCACCCCAGUCCCCAUCCCUAGUCCAGCUUCAAAGUUUGGCAAUUCUAGGAAGCAUGAAGAACUCUAUAGAGAAAACAACUAGUGGCUUUUGUACUUCUCCCUGGGUUUUUAAUGGGCUUCUUUGUUUUGUUGUACUGUUUUGUUUUGUUUUGUUGUUUGGUUGGGGAGGUAUUAUCUUCUACAUGUGCUCUUUUCAGUAGCAGAGUACGUGUAAGCACCGGGUUUUAAUAUUAUGUUUGCAUAAGACA